CUGCCAGUCAGUCCCUCCGGACCUGCCGCGAGCCUCAGGCUGCAGAAAUCACCGCGCCUCACUCGCCUCAACAGUGAUUCUGAGUCUGCUUUUAGCUUCCCUUCGCCUGCCUUGGCUUUUUCUGUUCGUGAACAGCUGUUUGGCCCAUAGCUUAGAGAAAACAGCCUUUUUUCUCUACCAAGAGAACCUCCUCCCUGUGCUCAGAGAGAUGGGGAGCGGGGAGCCUAAUCCUGCUGGCAAGAAAAAGAAGUACCUUAAAGCUGCCCUAUACGUGGGUGACUUGGACCCAGAUGUCACUGAAGACAUGCUAUAUAAGAAGUUUAGGCCUGCUGGUCCUCUGCGCUUCACCCGAAUCUGUCGUGACCCGGUGACCCGCAGCCCCCUGGGUUAUGGCUAUGUCAACUUCCGCUUUCCAGCAGAUGCUGAGUGGGCCCUGAACACCAUGAAUUUCGAUUUGAUUAACGGCAAACCAUUCCGCCUCAUGUGGUCUCAGCCAGAUGACCGCUUAAGAAAGUCUGGAGUUGGAAAUAUAUUUAUCAAAAACCUGGACAGAUCCAUAGACAAUAGGGCCCUGUUUUAUUUAUUUUCUGCGUUUGGGAACAUUCUCUCAUGCAAAGUCGUAUGUGAUGACAAUGGCUCUAAGGGUUAUGCCUAUGUGCACUUUGACAGCCUGGCCGCUGCCAAUAGGGCCAUAUGGCACAUGAAUGGAGUGAGGGUCAACAACCGCCAGGUAUACGUUGGCAGAUUCAAAUUCCCAGAAGAGCGGGCAGCUGAAGUCAGAAGCAGGGAUAGGGCAACUUUCACCAAUGUUUUCGUUAAAAACUUUGGAGAUGACAUGGAUGACGAAAAACUAAAGGAACUUUUCAGUGAAUAUGGGCCAACUGAGAGUGUUAAAGUAAUAAGAGAUGCCAGUGGGAAAUCUAAAGGCUUUGGAUUUGUGAGAUAUGAGACACACGAGGCUGCCCAAAAGGCUGUGCUAGACCUGCACGGAAAGUCCAUUGAUGGAAAAGUCCUAUAUGUAGGGAGAGCACAGAAGAAAAUUGAACGUCUAGCUGAGUUAAGGCGGAGAUUUGAACGGCUGAGAUUAAAGGAAAAAAGUAGGCCUCCAGGGGUUCCUAUCUAUAUUAAGAACCUGGAUGAGACCAUCGAUGACGAAAAACUGAAGGAGGAGUUUUCUUCCUUCGGAUCAAUUAGCCGGGCCAAAGUGAUGAUGGAAGUGGGGCAAGGCAAGGGGUUUGGUGUGGUCUGCUUCUCCUCUUUUGAAGAGGCUACCAAAGCCGUGGAUGAGAUGAAUGGUCGCGUAGUGGGCUCCAAGCCCCUGCACGUCACCCUGGGCCAGGCCAGGAGCAGGUGGUGAGAAUAAGAAUGCUCAAUUUGUUUCAGCCUUAGCUGGUGCCUACUUAGUUUGGGCUCCUUUGUGAUAUGGGAUUAUUCUAUGCUCAUUCACAGGUUUUUCUUAAGUGAAUACUUUCUUUUGAAAAAAAGUGAGACUAGAAAACCUUGUUCAUUUUAGUGAAGAACAUAAUUUCUAAUUGUCAUUUUGUACUAUUUUUUGAUAUAAUGUCCUUAGGAAUAAGUAGAAUAAAGUUUAUUCCUCCACAUUUUUUUUUCUGAGCAGUGAAGGUGAGGCAAUAUAUUUCCCUCCUUAUUUCAAUAAUACUAAAUUUGAUUUCUUCUGUGCAAACACUCUCAACAUGGUCCUUACUUCUGAAUCUAUCACAGUGAAUACUUCUAACUUGCUUUCUGAGAAACCAAGGGGGGGAGGGGAUAUAUGUGAUCCAAUUAACAUCUGUGCAUAAUUUCACUUUAAAUUAUUAUUUAAAAUGAAUAUUAUUUGAACAGAUGUGAGGUUUCUUUUCCUCCCUUUAUGUUUUUUGUUUUCUCUUUUAAUAUAUUGUGAGCAUACCACAGACUUGGUUGUGGCUUUGACUAAGUAUUGAGAGUAGUCUUUAUUAACUUUGUACCCGGAGAAGUAAGCAUAUUGGUGUUUUCUCAGUCAGGACGUUAGAAAAUUAACUGUUCAGAAAGUGGCUAUUUAAAUUAUGAGUUGCAUCUUUUAAAAACCUUUCCUGAGAGAUUUGAUAUUUGAGGACGCUCUAAGGACCACUCUUACCACUUAUUUUUCUCAGUUUCUUACUAUGUAUAUUUGGUUCAUGUUAAAUUAACAAGAAAGAUGAAUAACUGCACUGAAUUGCUUUUAACUAUAAUUUAAAAUUUUACCUUAAGCCUGUAUCAAGCGUCAAUACAAUAAUUUAAAUGAUGUUAAAAAGCUACUUUGAAGAACAUUGAUUAAACUUCGUUCUUGUAAA
Messenger RNA from Galeopterus variegatus (Sunda flying lemur), 2309 nucleotides. RefSeq names its product poly(A) binding protein, cytoplasmic 5 (gene PABPC5). NCBI's taxonomy places the organism in Eukaryota, Metazoa, Chordata, Mammalia, Dermoptera, Cynocephalidae. Gene Ontology annotation, molecular function: RNA binding. The record is from RefSeq and is a predicted model, not a curated record. The transcript has 2 exons. Gene Ontology annotation, cellular component: ribonucleoprotein complex. Bases 209 to 1357 code for a protein of 382 amino acids.